CCUUAAAGUCAGACGGGACUGAAGGGGAGAUUUAAAAGUACUGCGAAGGAACACAAGAGUUUUUUUUUAAGUAAUCAUUUUCUGUCUCUUUCUGUCUUUUUUUUUUGGCCUAUGUGAAAUGCAAGAUUGAACUAAUGGACUGACAGUCAGUCUUGAUUAAACAGUGGACUUGUUUGUGAAGGACAUGGGAUUAAUCAGGAAUCAAGAGGCAUUAUCUCAGUAAUGUAAUCUUCAUCGCCACAGAUAUCUCUCCACAGGUUUAUGUGAAGGAAAGGUCAAUAUUUUGUAUCAACGGCAGGCCAAAGGUUGCUCCAGCAGACAUGAUAAGCCACUUGUCUCUUUUAGUUAUCCUCAGUCUUUUCGUGUCUCAGUGUCACGGUGGCUGUUCGGAGGUGGAAUCCAUGACUGAAGCCGUGGCAGGAGAGGGGUUCCUGCUUGGGUGCAUCUCCUGUAAAAGAAGAGAGGAGGUCUCUGCCCGAGCCACAGUUGACUGGCACUUCAGACCGCUGGGAGAGGAAGAGUUCAGGCAUAUUUUUCACUAUGACCACCCCAUGGCCGACAUCCUUGAUGGAGAUUUCACUGACCGUCUGGACUGGCUUGGGACGCAGAACAGGGACAUUCAGACAGGGACCAUUUACCUUCAUAACGUCACCUUCAAUGACACUGGGAUGUACCGCUGCACAUUCCACCGCACCCUCUUCCUGUCACCGUAUAAUCAGCACGUCACUGUGGAGAAAAAUGUGGAGCUCAGCGUGGUGGCUGUAGCAAAUCGGGAGCUGACAGCAGUGAUCUCAGAAAUACUGAUGUACGUGCUCAUCGUGGUUCUGCAGCUGUGGCUCAUUUUGGUUCUGGUCUACUGUUACAAGAAGAUUUCAGAGGAACACGAAGAACGGGAGGCCCGGAAAGCUCGCAAGGCUCAGGCAGAGUUGUUAGAGACAAAAGACAACUGUGACGGUGUGCAGCUCGAGUAACAUUACCAGUAAGAAGAUCAUCUCUGCAAGAGUCAGGCUUCAUUAUUGUGAAGUUACUGUAUGAGAGAUUGAUUUCAAAUGCCUUGGUAACCGCCUUAGCUCCUUAUGCAACCUGUAUGUAUCCUGUCCUGUGGGACUGUUAAACACUUGGAAGUUUGUGGAUUUGUAAAUAGCGAUUUCAAUGUAGGGAUUCCAAUUAAUUAUUUUUAUUGUCAAAUAAUGUAUCAAUUAUUAAUAUUCAGUACAAAAUAAAAGUCAAAUUACAACAUCCUAAAGUAAUGUUUCAACUUUUUCUGCUUAUGUGGUUAACAAAGUCCCAACAACCAAAUGAAAAUAAUGAGACACGGAAAUGCAAGGAAACAUGUUAUCCAGUUAUCCGUUAUAGUUAUAUUUAUUUAUUUUUUAUUGAUAAACUAAUUGAACAACUGACUUACUAGUUCAGCAUUACUUUGAAUGCUUUCAAUAGAUUCUUAACCUCCAAAACAAACAUCCUCAUUUUUUAGCUCUCCGCCUAUGCCCUGAUUCCUAUAGGAUCAACAGCGUUGAUGGAAAUUUGUGCUUUAAAAUAAAUGGGUUGUGACUCACUGUGCUGACGUGCGUACCAUGUAAAUAUGUUGGGUUUAGUGCACACUAAGACCUUUGUAUAAACUAAUUUCCUCUUUUCCACAACACAACAAAUGCCACAAAUGUAACAAAGUAGGCCACUAAGUAUUGAAUUUGUCCUCUGUCUUUGUCGUCUUUUUCCUCCUCCUCUUUUCCUUUCUUCCUUCCCCCGGCACCCAAGAGAUUUGGUCGUUUUCACAUCAUUAUUGUCAAUAACGAGGUGAUGUCAGAAAACUGAGAGUAGGUACAGUCUAAUCAGUCAGCGGAGAGCUCCUAUA
Messenger RNA from Larimichthys crocea (large yellow croaker), 1852 nucleotides. RefSeq names its product sodium channel subunit beta-1. The coding region runs from base 321 to 971 and encodes 216 amino acids. The transcript is spliced from 6 exons. Gene Ontology annotation, molecular function: sodium channel inhibitor activity; transmembrane transporter binding. The record is from RefSeq and is a predicted model, not a curated record. Gene Ontology annotation, biological process: sodium ion transport; cardiac muscle cell action potential involved in contraction; regulation of sodium ion transmembrane transporter activity. Gene Ontology annotation, cellular component: voltage-gated sodium channel complex. Lineage: Eukaryota; Metazoa; Chordata; Actinopteri; Sciaenidae.